This is a messenger RNA of Gigantopelta aegis, 1095 nucleotides long. RefSeq names its product golgin subfamily A member 3-like. The transcript is spliced from 4 exons. Lineage: Eukaryota; Metazoa; Mollusca; Gastropoda; Neomphalida; Peltospiridae. Bases 1 to 1095 code for a protein of 364 amino acids. The record is from RefSeq and is a predicted model, not a curated record.
AUGCUUGAUAGUCUCCAAUCACAAUCUGAAGAUAUACGACAGCAGUUUCAUUCCCUUCAGAAUCAGUUUCAGAAUAUUGCUAGUGAAAGUGGAGCUGGUCUUGAAGAGAAGGAACACAUCAUAGAACAGCUAGUGAAGGAAAGACAAAACUUGGAAGAUCAAAUGAGUGAUUUGACAGCAAGUGAGGCACAAUUGAAAGAGAGUAUGGCAAGUUUAAAAGAGCAGAAUGCACAUUUACAAGGCCAGCUUGAAUCUGCAGUGACUUCUGGCCCUAAUCUUGAUGACUUCAAACGUGUGUUGAAAGAAAAGAAUGCUCUUGACAAUCAACUUGGAUCAGAGAGGUUAGCACAUCAACAAGAAUUGAUAAAGACACAAGCAAAAGUAGCUCGAGUGGAGACAGAGCUAAGAGAUACAAAACGAGAAAGUAAAAGGAAAGAGAAGAACCUGAGAGAAGAGUUAAACACUGAGGCUCUACAAUAUGCACUUCAAGAGAAAGAUCAAGAAAUUCAAUACCUUCAAGAAGCCAAGAUAACACUUGAAGAGGAGAAUUCAGAACUCAGAGAAAGACUUAAAGAAGAAACUGAUCAUGUUGCAGAGAUAGAGAGAGCAAGCUGUUUAGUAGCUCAACAAUUAAAAGAAAAUGCACUUGAAAUUGAAGAUCGACUCAAACGAGAAAAAAGUGAGUUAGCUGUUGAAAUAGAACAUCUCAAAGGGCGUCUAGCUGGCAUCAAUACAGCUCAGCAAUGUAUGCGUGAACAUGCUACUUCACUAGAGAACUCUUUAGCUCAAAAGGAAUCUCAACUGACAAAACUAGCCUCAGAAACCAGUUCUCUACUAGGAGACAAAGAUCUUAGCCCAUUAUCAUCAUGUUCAGAAAGACAGGGCCAUGAAAUAGAGUCCCUCAAGAAAGCUCAGUUAGCUCUACACAAAUCACUCCCAACAACAGAUAGUGAUGAUGAUGUCAAAGCUUUUGUUAGGUUACUUGGAGUGGACUACAAGAAAACAAGCUGUGACAGAAGUCAGUUUAAUGCAGCUGGCUGCAAGAGGGCUUUCAAGAAGAAGAAGAAAAGUACAGAAACCAUGAGAACAGACUGA